AGAAGAUUAAUAAGAGAGAGAGAGAGAGGGAAAGAGUAGAGAGAGAAAAUGGAUACAGUAGGUGUGUUUGGUGGAGCAACAGCGACUCCCUAUGUUUCAUCUUCUUCCUCACUCGCAAGAAAUGGCCGCUGCUUAUCGUGCGCACCCUCCCAAAACCUUAACCUGCGCACCUCCCACCUCGCCGCCUUCCGCCCACCUUCCCACCUCUCCUCCUCCUCCAAAACUCGCCCUAACAAGCUCCGCAAAUCCCGCAUAUUCCUUCCUCAUUUAGUUGCUUCCAUGGUUGAAGUGGAAGAGAGUUACAUUAUGAUUAAACCAGAUGGGGUUCAACGCGGCCUCGUUGGAGAGAUAAUUUCCAGGUUUGAGAAGAAGGGUAUUAAGCUUAAAGGAUUGAAGCUUUAUCAAUGCCCCACAGAACUAGCUCAGGAGCACUACAAGGAUUUGCAGUCGAAAUCAUUCUUCCCCAAUUUGAUCGACUAUAUUACAUCUGGUCCUGUCGUGUGUAUGGCGUGGGAGGGCGUAGGUGUUGUUGCCUCAGCACGCAAGUUAAUCGGAGCCACUAAUCCUCUUAACGCCGAGCCAGGCACUAUUAGAGGGGAUCUUGCCGUUCAAACCGGAAGGAAUGUUGUUCAUGGAAGCGACAGUCCUGAAAACGGCAAUAGGGAAAUAGCUCUAUGGUUCAAAGAAGGAGAAGUGGUGGAAUGGACACCCGUUCAAGAACCGUGGUUGAAGGAAUAGAGUUUUUCUUAUUCUAUAACUCGUUUUGAGGCUGUCCACACACAUUAACGAGAGUUCUCGAUUCCAAUUUUUUUUUUCUUUUGGCAUUUCUAACUUACGAGAAAUGUAACGGUUCAAUUUUCAAUUUGUGCCAAGUUUUGAAGAAAUUGUUUGAUUCAUCAUACGUGAUCUGCAAUUUUUCUUUAUCUUUAUUCAUUUUGCAAUAAAGCAGAAUUAUUCUUAUCUU
This is a messenger RNA of Erythranthe guttata (spotted monkey flower), 964 nucleotides long. It is a transcript of the gene NDPK2, whose product is annotated as nucleoside diphosphate kinase 2. Lineage: Eukaryota; Viridiplantae; Streptophyta; Magnoliopsida; Lamiales; Phrymaceae. Gene Ontology annotation, biological process: GTP biosynthetic process; CTP biosynthetic process; UTP biosynthetic process. Gene Ontology annotation, molecular function: nucleoside diphosphate kinase activity. The record is from RefSeq and is a predicted model, not a curated record.